Molecule: messenger RNA, 1267 nt
Organism: Procambarus clarkii (red swamp crayfish)
Lineage: Eukaryota; Metazoa; Arthropoda; Malacostraca; Decapoda; Cambaridae
Product: tetra-peptide repeat homeobox protein 1-like
Source: RefSeq, a predicted model, not a curated record
AAUACUGGGGUAAAGAAGGGGUGUAUUAUGAGAGGCAGCGACCAUGAGGAGGGUGUGAGGGAGGUGUUGAGGCGGGCAGGUGGGGCCCAGCUCCUCACUCUCCUCCUCGCCUUCACUCCAGUAACAUCGUCUGGCUCAAGAUGCUGUAUUCUACGUUAACCGUGGUCUUCUACGUGGCUGGUGUGACCUGCCAAUAUCUACCCUUGCAGGCUCCAGCUCUACGGCAGGACUUCGGUACAUCAGCUGCUUUUAGCCACAAUAUUCCCAGGGACACUGGUCGCCCUCGUCCUCUGUUAAGCGCAACAAUCGGGAACCUGCAGAGUAGCGCUCAAACGAGCGCAGUUAAUGACGCCAUUAUCCUCCAGGGCCCUGGCAGCGGCCUCGUGCCUGACGCAGGCCAGCACAGAGGAAGUCUUCCUGCUGGGAGUUACUUUCCCCAAGGCUUUCACAGUGAUGUAGGUCCUCUUGUCGGCCAGGGUGUCCUCGGUGGUCCGGGUCCUCUUGUCGGCCAGGGUGUCCUCGGUGGUCCGGGUCCUCUUGUCGGCCAGAGUGUCCUCGGUGGUCCGGGCCCUCUUGUCGGCCAGGGUGUCCUCGGUGGUCCGGGUCCUCUUGUCGGUAGUGGUCCAGCUACCAUAUUCAGCGGUGGCAGGUUGGCCCAGGUGAACGUGCCUCUGGUCGCAGUGGGCAGCACUGGAUCUUCUGGAAGUGUUGUCAGACCUGUUGGCCUCCCUCAGGUCAGGAGGGUGGACGAUGUCUUCCACCCCACUGUCACCCAAGUUGUCACCAUCGACCGUUGCGUUACUGUCACCGACCAAGCCUUCAACAGCGUUGCAGUCACCCUAACUUCCUUCAGUGUGCAGACUGUCACCGUCGGAACACGCUCGGUGCUACAGACGCCUGUUGAUGACCGGGUCGCUCUUCAGACGUCUGUGUUUGUCCGGCCAACGUCAGUAACGUUAACGGAAGUGAAGUCUGACUUCAGGAUAGUGACAGAGACGUCGCUAAGCUACGUGACCCUCGGCCACACGUCAUACGUUAUCAACCAGUACACCUACACCACCACGGCCACCCAGGUGUUGACGUACACGGCGACGGUGGUACACACGAAUAUUAACACCAAGAGCACUACCUUCACCAACUACCGGACAGUGACGGACACCUUGUACGUUAACAGCGGCUACGGCUACCGUCCUCAAUAAGUACUGACGUGCGACGGGUUUUGUAUUGGAAUUUGAGGUGGUUAGUAAAAUAAAUUUUAGAAGUUUAA